Aspergillus udagawae is the source of this 348-nucleotide messenger RNA. RefSeq lists its product as uncharacterized. The coding region runs from base 1 to 348 and encodes 115 amino acids. NCBI's taxonomy places the organism in Eukaryota, Fungi, Ascomycota, Eurotiomycetes, Eurotiales, Aspergillaceae. The record is from RefSeq and is a predicted model, not a curated record. The transcript has a single exon.
AUGAACAUCGUCACCGCGGUCUUGUCAGUCGUGCCGUUCGACGGUUCAAUUAUCGGAAGAAUCGCGGGCAUCGCUUGGAUGACCCAGGCAGUCAUCGUGGUGGAGCUUGUCGGAAGCACAGCACUGGGCGUGUACGAUGUCGUCAAACAUGAGGGAAACCCGGCAAUGGCGGUGCUGGGCUUGCUUCUGGUUGCUGCUGGCGCCAGGACCGGAAGGAACUAUGCCUCUGCUGCCAUCAAGCGUCGGGAAAUCGGUGCCUCGGAUAUUGCCAAGCUGGGAGACUUGUUCAAGCGCCACGACGGUGCGUUUCGGAAGCUGAUCCCCGCCAACCGGUUCUGUACGCCUUGA